AUCACAAUCUCUCCUCUUCCCACCCCUCAAUCUUUCGCAGUUGUAGCUUAGGGUUCUCACAGUAUUUCCUCAGACAUUGAAGACUGGCUGCUUGUGCAGAUGGAGCCAGCACGCUGCAGCAUCGAUGCGUCACCUGCCCUCCCUCCUCCGUCUCCGUCGGAGGAUGAAGGGGCCCAACUUCUCCGCAACGCGGCCGAGUCUGUCUCCGGCCCGGAAGAGCCGGGAGAACCCAAGAAACCAUGGAGGCUUGCCAGGCGCAGAGAAACCGUUAAGCUCCUCCUGACUGCUCUUGUGCUUCUCAUCGGCGUACUGGCGGUGGUCGGAUGGAUUAUGUACUGGCGGGCAACAUCGGCGCUGCACCUGGCCGGAGAGAUCAAUGGGCUGGUUCCGCAGUUCCCCGUCCGGCCCGUGCUCUUCGAGCUGGAUCCUUUGUCAACGUCAGACCACAAGACGGCCGAGUCCGAAAACGCGACGGAGGAGUAUUGGUUGUCCUUUAUGCCCCUCGGGAACGGCUUUUUAGCCGUACAGCCAGAUCCCGCGCACAUCCUGCCGCCGCCGAUGCUGUCCCAGGACAGCGAGUACUAUUCGAUUGCCGUGUUCCACCAGCUUCACUGUCUGCACAGCAUCAUGAAAGGAUACAACGACGUGGCAGACCAGCUCGAGCUGGCCAGGCGAGGUCGCUUGCAGUGGCGCGGCCGUGAUGGCUUAGGCACGAACGGCAUGCGCCACCACCCAGACCACCGGAGACACAUGGACCACUGCUUCCGUUACCUGCGGCAGUCGCUACUUUGCUGCAGCGACACGGCACUGGAAGGGCAGAACCCGCGGGCACCCCUCCCGGACACGGACGGAACAGGCGCGGUCCAUCUGUGCAAGGACUAUGCGCGUGUCAAGGCGUGGGCCGAGGAGAGGAGGAUGAACGACGCCCAUUCCGUCUGAAAUAUCACAAUUACGACCAUCUCAGACGGUGAUCUCCCCCGACCUCCCUUGUUCACACGCACCACCGCCAGCGCCAGCCCCCUGAAGGCCGUCCGAGACAGUGAU
Molecule: messenger RNA, 1044 nt
Organism: Thermothielavioides terrestris NRRL 8126
Lineage: Eukaryota; Fungi; Ascomycota; Sordariomycetes; Sordariales; Chaetomiaceae
Exons: 5
Coding region: 100-939 (279 amino acids)
Biological process (GO): mycotoxin biosynthetic process
Source: RefSeq, a predicted model, not a curated record